Microthlaspi erraticum is the source of this 330-nucleotide messenger RNA. Lineage: Eukaryota; Viridiplantae; Streptophyta; Magnoliopsida; Brassicales; Brassicaceae. The record is from the annotation of a GenBank genome assembly.
AUGUGUUGCAUGUUGUGGUCCUUGGAGAGUAUGGUGUUCCAUAGAAUCAAUCAUGUAGUUUUUGCAGCAGAAGAGGCAGAUAUUUUGGGAAUCAUGUCAAGACCUAUGGCUUGGCCUUCCUACAAAGCUCAUUUCUGGGAGCUGAAUCAGUUCUUGGUAAGGUUUUCAAAUUGGAAAGUGGAAGUAGUGUCACGAGCAGCCAAUAGAGGAGCAUUUCUCAUUGCUCAAAGUGCUUUGGAGGAUCAUUUUCAUCAAUCAUAUGUUGCAAGUAGUCAUCCCUUUUGGCUCCAUGGUUUAUUUGAGAAUGAGAAAAGUUCAGCCUCUAUGUAA